This is a messenger RNA of Gadus macrocephalus (Pacific cod), 2757 nucleotides long. RefSeq names its product UBX domain protein 7 (gene ubxn7). Gene Ontology annotation, cellular component: nucleus. The record is from RefSeq and is a predicted model, not a curated record. Gene Ontology annotation, biological process: proteasome-mediated ubiquitin-dependent protein catabolic process. The transcript is spliced from 11 exons. Gene Ontology annotation, molecular function: ubiquitin binding. The coding region runs from base 71 to 1747 and encodes 558 amino acids. Lineage: Eukaryota; Metazoa; Chordata; Actinopteri; Gadiformes; Gadidae.
GGGGCAUUGCGCCAGGGAAAGGACGGCGGAACGCACGCGCAACAUUUGUGUUGUUGUUUGUGGCGGUAAGAUGGCGGCGCUCGGAGAUUCAUCAGCUCCGGGGGUGAAUGGGUUAAUACAACAAUUCACAGCAAUCACAGGAGCUACAGAGAGUAUAGGAAAACAUAUGCUGGAAGCAUGCAACAACAACCUAGAGAUGGCCGUCACCAUGUUCCUGGAUGGAGGUGGCAUCGCCGAGGAGCCCAGCACCAGUUCUGGAUCUGCGGCGGCUUCGGGCAGCAGAGCUCCACCUGAAGAUGAAGUACGUGCGCCGAUUCCCCAAAAGCAAGACAUAUUGGUGGAGCCGGAGCCACUGUUCGGAGUGCCAAAACGGAGACGUCCUGCACGCUCCAUCUUCGAUGGCUUUCGGGACUUUCAAACGGAAACAAUCCGACAGGAACAGGAGCUGAGGAACGGCAGCACGGUGGACAAGAAGCUGAGCACCCUGGCAGACCUUUUCCGCCCCCCCAUCGAGCUCAUGCAUAAAGGAAGCUUUGAAACGGCGAAAGACUGCGGGCAGCUGGAGAACAAGUGGCUGAUGAUCAACAUCCAGAACGUGCAGGACUUCGCCUGCCAGUGUCUGAACCGGGACGUGUGGAGCAACGAGGCCGUGCGGACCAUCAUCAGAGAGCACUUCAUCUUCUGGCAGGUGUAUCAUGACAGUGAAGAGGGCCAGAGGUACAUCCAGUUCUACAAGCUAAACAAGUUUCCCUAUAUUUCGAUUCUCGACCCUCGGACAGGUCAGAAGAUGGUGGAGUGGAACGAGUUAGACGUGGCGUCGUUCCUGGAGCAGGUCACGGGCUUCCUGGCCGAGCACGGCCAGCUCGACGGGCCGUCGUGCAACGCUCCGCCCGCCAAACGAGCGCGCUCCGAGAGUCUGAUCGACGCCAGUGAGGACAGCCAGCUGGAGGCGGCCAUCCGGGCGUCCCUGCAGGAGACCCACUACGAGUCCGCCGCCCUGGACGUCCCCGUCUCCCCCCAGUCGGAGGCGGAGGAGGACUCGGAGGCGGAGCCCUUCUCCGACAGCGAGGGCCUCAUCUCCAUCGACGGCUCCGACAACGACGCGCCCGAGCCCCCCGUGCAGCAGAUGCCCGCGUCGUCGUCGACCUCGUCGAGCCGACGGCCCGCUGCCGCCGCCGCCGCCGCCGCCGCCGCCGCCGCCCCUCCCACCUCCUCCUCUUCCUCCUCUUCCUCCUCGUCCGCCUCCUCCACCCCGCAGCCGCUCGGUUCCAACAGCGCCCCCGCCUGCCACAGGAAGUCCCCGCGCAAAGAGCACAGCCACAGGAAGGAGGAGAGCAAAAAGAACCACCUAGAGCGGCCGGCGGAGGCGGCGCUGGCGGCCCGCACUAACUCUGAGCCGCCGGCGCCGCUGCCGGGGGAGAACCACUGUUCCACGGCGGCCCAGAGCACGGCGCCGUCAGGCGCCGCCAGGCCCUCGGACUCGGACGGACCCGACGCCGACGACGGUCCGAAGGCCAGGUUGAUGCUUCGCUACCCGGACGGUCAGAGAGAGCAGAUUGCACUGUCUUCCAAAGCCAAAUUGAUGGCCCUGGUCAGACACGUCCAGUCUAAAGGUUAUCCCAAUGAACGCUUUGAGCUCGUCACCAACUUCCCCAGAAGGAAACUCGCACACUUGGACUACGACAUGACCCUGCAGGACGCUGGGCUUUGUCCACAGGAAACUGUGUUUGUGCAGGAGAGGAACUAGCUUACUUAAUUGACCACCCGCCCCCCACUCCACCCUUCAACACAUGCACCCAUCCUCUGAUAGAUCCUCUACUCAUUACAGAUGAUUGGCCAGGGAUCAUGUCAUUGGCCUUAUCCCUUUUUAACACUUUUUUUUUUUUUUUUUUGUCGAAAUUAGGCGCUCUAUUACUGGGACAUGUUUGAGUGGAUGGACUGAUUACCUUUUUUUCUCUCCCCCAUUACUUUUCCACUGGCUUGAAUACCGAUGUACUCUACUGGCAGCCUAAACCUUUUUGUAGUGUGAAACAUAUGGCCAGUCAGGUGUUGACACCAGCAAUCUCCAAAAUGUGGUUCUACAGACCCCUUGUUAUUUUUCGUCAUGUGUAUUUCAUCUCGACCAACCCUGUAUUUUUGUUUUUUCAUCGCCCCGACUCGUUCCAACUGUUAUCCAGAUGGAACACAUUUGAUAACGUUCAUAUAAAGUUCCAUGCAUCUAACAAGAGAGGGGAUAUUUGAUGAGACACUGCAGAGCCACUGGAUUUCACCAGUGUCUGUGGUGUCAUCUCUUACUUUCCGGCUGUUUGUAACAGUUUUUCUGUACCUGGGAGGGUGAUGGAAAGAAAGGCUUUUGUAAGCAUCUGUUUGUACCAAAUGUUACCGUUGUAGUUAUUAAGGCGAGGGGGACAUGGAAACAAUGGUUCUGUGAAUUGGAAAGGACUUUAAACGUGUCUCACUAUCCCCAGCGAAGAACUGAAGAUCUCGGAAGAUCGGUAGAUCUGCACAUUUGUACUCGAGUUUCUAUUGGUUCAUUUUAGACUAGAAGAUGAGAUUUGAGAGUUUCUGCCUUUUGAUACAAAAGUGAAUGAAUGAGGAGCUGUUCAUAUCAUUGAUCAGUCCUGCUUUGUACAGGCGUGGUGUAGAGAUGAUAUUUAGUUGUAGUAAUUGUUCAUUCAGUUUUUUUUUUCUUUUUUUUAUAUGUUCUGCCAGGCAAAUAUGCUGAUGCUGAAAUAUAAUCAUCGAAACCAAAAUAAA